Molecule: messenger RNA, 1190 nt
Organism: Protopterus annectens (West African lungfish)
Lineage: Eukaryota; Metazoa; Chordata; Ceratodontiformes; Protopteridae
Product: zinc-binding protein A33-like
Exons: 5
Coding region: 10-1008 (332 amino acids)
Molecular function (GO): protein binding
Source: RefSeq, a predicted model, not a curated record
UUUAAAACAAUGUGUUUAGCUCUUGAAUCCCAGCUGGAAGACCUCAGAGAACUACAAAAUAAACAAGAACAGAAGAAAGUAAACACAAAGUAUGGUAUCUAUGUUCUGGAGCAGCACAUUACAUCUGAGUUUAUCAAACUGUACCAGUUCCUCCAUGAAGAGGAAGAACAAUUGAUGAAGCAGCUCAGAGAUGAGGAAAUGGUGAUCCUUCAGAAGGUGGAGCACGUGAUGGAAAAAAUACAGGAGAAAGCAGACAUCAUCAAGACAAUGAUAGCCGAUAUUCAUUUGUGGCUACAGCAACAAAAGUUGGACACUGUCACACUGCUUAAGGAUGCAAGAAACCUCAUUACACAGAGCUGUGAAGAGAUGUUAGAGGAUGCUGAUAGUAACCAGGAACUGGGGAUGUUCCGGGGCCCCUUGUUGUACACUGUUUGGAAGAAAAUGAAUUCCAUCAUCUUCCCAGUCCCAUCUCCUCUAUUACUGGACCCUGAAACUGCAAAUAGUCAUCUUGUUCUGUCUGAUGAUCUGAGAAGCGUGACUUACAGACCCACAUCUCAGCAGUAUUACGAUAAUCCCAAGAGGUUCACUGGUCAGUUUGCUGUCCUUGGAUUUGAUGGAGUCAUGGCUGGAAGACAUUAUUGGGAAGUAAUUGUGGAGAACAAGAAUGAAUGGAACAUAGGUGUCAUCAAAGAAUCUGUAAAAAGGAAUAGUAACACAGAGAAGAAACCAGAAAAAGGCUUCUGGAGUUUAUACCUCAUGGAGUAUGACAUAUUAAAGGCAAUGACUUCAACCCCUCAGGUUCUUAAUCUGACAAGAAAACCUCAGAAAGUUGGGGUGUAUCUGGAUUAUGAGGGAGGACAGGUGUCUUUUUAUGAUGCAACUAACAUGUCACAUCUGUACACGUUCACUGAUAUCUUUACCGAAACAUUGUAUUUGUACCUGAACCCCUGUGAUAAUGAAUUUGAGCCUAAUUUAGCACCACUGGAAUUAUUUCAUUUAAAGCUGUAGUAAUAGCAAAAGAUACUAUUAUGGUAAUUUAUAUUAGAUACAUGAACUGGAGUGUUUUUUCUUUACUUCACCAUAAAUCCCUCAUGAAUGGAGAGCAUCCUUUGAGACAGACCAAUGUGAUUGAGCAGCAUACCUCUCAGCUGUUUAGAUUUUAACAAAAAUGUCUUGAUUUUUGCCUCAGC